Messenger RNA from Drosophila persimilis, 3139 nucleotides. RefSeq names its product 5-hydroxytryptamine receptor 1A (gene TyrRII). Bases 243 to 2150 code for a protein of 635 amino acids. The transcript has 6 exons. The record is from RefSeq and is a predicted model, not a curated record. Gene Ontology annotation, molecular function: G protein-coupled receptor activity. Gene Ontology annotation, cellular component: membrane. Gene Ontology annotation, biological process: adenylate cyclase-activating adrenergic receptor signaling pathway. NCBI's taxonomy places the organism in Eukaryota, Metazoa, Arthropoda, Insecta, Diptera, Drosophilidae.
GACAUAUAGCCAUCGAUAUCGAUAGAAACAAAGUGCAGUUUGGAUGUGUGCGUUGUCGGGUUGAACAAACCCAUUGUGCCCAACCGUGGGGCCAGAGAUUAAUUACUUAACCAUACGAUACGAAUCAAUUUGUAGAUGUCCAAUACGUACAACUACACCUUGGAGCACACCACAAAGGAGCGAUAGACAGUGUCAGCAGGGAGCACGAAGCACGAAGCACGGAGCAGGGAGCAGGUGGAACCAUGACCAUGCCACUGAACAGUAGCAGUAGCGGCAGCGACUUGCCAAGUGCAACUGCCGACCCGCAUCAGCCUCUGCCUCAUCAUCAUCAUCAUCAGCAGACCCUGCUGCUCUAUUCCGGACUGCUCUCCUCGGCCCUGUCAGUCGCCACCACGGAAGACUCCAGUGUCAGUACGAGUAAUGCCUUGGUGCUCAUUCAGACGACAACCAGUGCCACGACAGCAGCAGCAGGAUUGGGAGGAUUGGGAUCAGGAGCCACAUCCAUAUCCACGCUCAGGGCUACGGCAACGGCGGCCGGAGUGCUGGGAGUGCCUUCGGUGAACUCCUAUUUGGUGAGCAUGGCCUGGCCCAAGUCCCUGGCCGUCGCCCUGUUCCUGGUGCUCAUCCUCGUCACGGUCGUGGGCAACACUCUGGUCAUACUCGCCGUGAUGACCACCCGACGGCUGCGCACCGUCACCAACUGCUUCGUGAUGAACCUGGCCAUAACGGACUGGCUGGUGGGCACCUGUGUGAUGCCUCCAUCGGUCAUCCUCUACAUAACAGGCACCUGGCGCUUCGGAUGGAUACUGUGCGACAUAUGGAUCUCCCUGGACAUUCUCCUCUGCACCGGCUCCAUCCUUAGCCUGUGCGCCAUCAGCCUGGACAGGUAUCUGGCCGUCACACAACCCUUGACGUACUCGAAGAAGCGUCGCUCCAAGCGCCUGGCCCUGCUCAUGAUACUGGUCGUAUGGAUAACGGCCCUGUCAAUCACAUGUCCGCCGUAUUUGGGCUGGUACGAGGCGGGCAGGCACCAGGAGGAGUAUGUGGACUGUCGCUACAACCAGAACAAGGGCUACGUGGUCUUCUCGGCCAUGGGAUCGUUCUUCAUCCCCCUGACGGUGAUGCUGUACGUCUACGUCAAGAUUGGUUAUGUGCUCACCUCGCGCCGACAGCGCAUUGUGCGCGAUGCGAACUCGGAGCGCACGGCGGACUGUGACGUGGAUGGCGACAACUUCAUCUCCGAGUCGGAGCACUAUCACUGCACGCCCACCAAGUGGCUGCCGCACCGGAAGUCCCGCUGGAGGUUCAACUCGUUGCACGACCAGACAGGCGCAGGCACAGGCACCGGCACAGGCUCCACUGCUAGCGCGGGCAAACAGUCACUCAAGUGCCCAAAGUGCCAGGAGAAGACCGGACAAGUGCCGGACAAAACGCUGACCUUCAAGCACCAGCCCACGUUCUACGAACUGGUGGAGGUCUCCCGCCUCUCCUCACUCAUCCACUGCUCGGCAAUUAGCUGCAAGUACGGCGGCCCCUGCAUGCAUUCUACGCCCUCGGUGCCCUCGGGGCUGCACUACACGGGCAGCCAGGCCUCCUUCUCGGACACCUGCCUGGGGGGCAUGCAGGGAUCCAAUAUGGCCGCCGAGUCGCCAUCCGACUCCAAGCCGCAGCCGUUGGACGGAGACUCCAAGGGCGGCUCUCAGGCGGUCCUGCAGAAGAGAGUCUUCGACAUGCAGCACCAUUACCAGCAGGGACAGGUGCCGGUGCAGGUGCCCGUCCAGGCCCAUCAUCAUCAUCACAGCCAUAAUCACGGCCAGCACAACCCCCACAGGAUGCCGAUGCGAGUUUCGACCACGAAACGUGAUAGCACAAAGACCGCCAAGACCCUGACGAUUGUGAUGGGCGGCCUAAUUGCUUGCUGGCUGCCGUUCUUCGUCUACUACCUGCUGAUACCCUUCCUUCCCCGGCCGGCGGUGCUCGAGGACCUCAUGUUCGGCUUCACCUGGGUGGGCUGGGUCAAUUGCGCCAUAAACCCCUUCAUCUACGCCUUCUACAAUCCCGACUUUCGCACUGCCUUCUGGCGCCUCACCUGCCGACCCAUCUGCAAGCAAAAGCGUCCUCCCAACCAUCUAGCCAUGUUCCGCGGCUAAGCUCCCAUUCCCAUUCCCAUUCGCAUCCCAUCCCAGUAUCUUGAUAGUUGUGCCAUAAUCUUAGAAAACAUCCUUUAGACAAUCCAAGCAAGGCUCAGAUGUGAUGGAUUCCCAUCCUCAAGCUAAGCGCCAGAGUCCUAAGAGAUGUAUCUUGUCCAUGUAGCUUUUAGUGUGCACUAGGCUUUAUCCCAAUGUUGCACUAUGUAGAUGGUUUCUCUAGUCGUCCGGAAGAUACUUACUUGUUGGCUCCACCAUCAUAGAAUAUCUAAUUAAAGGCAGUAUUUAUAGUGUAUCCGCAUUCAAGGCUCUCCUUUGGUCUUGGUUGAGUUAUGAGUGCCAUCUUCGAGCAGAGACGAAUUAAUCCUAUUUAAGAUUUUAUAAUAUAUCAUAAAUAUAUGUAUGCGCAGUGUGUGGUGGAAAACAAACCAAAACCGAAACCAAAAGCGAAACCAAAACCGAAACAAAAGACAAAUUAUAGUAUUUGCAGGGUCUUUGUUGCCUGACAGCAACUGUUGACUGUCUGGAUGUCUGGCAGAUGAGAUGAUGGUAUGGGUCCGGUCCAGUAGCUGCCAACGACAUAUCUGGCGUAUCCUUUGUGGGUCCGUCCCACGGCCCUGCAGGCACUGACAGAGUCCGGGUCCGGGUCCGGGUCUGGCCAACCCAUUUAAUGUUUGAGCAAUUGUCCGGAGGAGCACUGAAAGUGAAACUGAAACGGGACUUCAAGCUGCAAUUGUGCUGGAAAAGAUUUUGAAGUGGACACACAUAAAACACAAACAAAAAAACAAAAAAAAAACAAAAGAAUAAAAGAAUAAAAGAAAAGAAAAGCCUUUGUCCCCACUCUAGAAUUAGGAAGCACGUUUUUUAGGCCACUGAAGUCACUAGACAGACACUUUGUAUAUUUGUACUAUGUACUAUAUGUGUAUGCUAUACUACUAUAUAUUAUAUUCAACUUGUUAUAUUUAUAAAUGUUCACUUGGAAUGGAUCUCUG